AUGCCUUUCAAGUUAAAAUUAAAAAAGACUAGGCAGUACAAUGUGGCAUCUAAAAGCUUAUUUGUGAUAAGUGUCGAAUUGCUCGAUGGCGGGGUAGCAGACUGCACUCUCUCUGUAGACAGCACGGGACAGGAAUGUCUGGACAAUGUAUGUCAAAGGCAAGCAAUAAAUCAACCAGAAUUUUUCGGUUUGCGCUAUAUCAACCGUAGUCAACUAUCAAGAUGGGUGCAAUUGGACAGACCCUUAAAACGCCAACUGGAAAAGUACUCCUCGGCUCACCAGCUUUACUUACGAGUUAUGUACUAUGUCAUAUCAGGUACGAGUCUCAUUUCGGAUGAAGUGACGCGGUACCACUACUUUUUACAAUUGAAGAAUGACUUGGUUGAAGGCAGAAUUAUAUGUGAUUGCCAACAAGCUGUGGUUUUAGCUUCUCAUAGUAGACAAGCUGAAUAUGGUAAUCAUGACCGAGAAAGACAUACUGUGGAGUACUUAAAAAAUUUGUUGACUUUUCCAAAGCAGAUAUUGGAUAAUGGUCAGAUAAUAGAGAGCAGUACUUUAGCAGAGAGCGGUAGACUGGAGUGGCUAACGGCAGCAGUUAUACAGCAUCAUAUGUCUCUUCAUAAUAUGUCACAGGCUCAAGCAGAAGAAGGUUUCAUCACAACAUGUCAGCAGCUCCGAGGAUAUGGGCAGGAGAUGUUUACUGCAAAAGACCAACGAGAUCAGAGCGAAGUGACUAUAGCUAUUUCCCUCACUGGGAUUCGGGUUCUUUCUGACAGUAGUGACACUCCACACUUCUAUCGGUGGAUGGACAUAACCAAUGUUAUAAAUCACAAGCGAACAUUCAGCAUCGAAUGUCAGAAGCAAGGGGAAUCGGCAUCAUACGCUUUGCCCAGCCCUGAGGACGGAAAGUAUGUCUGGCGAAUGUGCGUCCACCAGCACACCUUUUACAUGCGGCACCAAGCUGCCCUCAGCGCGCCCAGGGACGAGCAUCGGCCGAAGUUUCAGGAGCACGGACUAUCAGAGAGUCGUGAAGAGCUGGACGUGAGGGACAUAGGUAGCACGUCGCGCUUGGAACCACUUACUGCUGCUCACAGAGCACAUUCCACUUCUUGUUUAGAACUAGCUGACCAUAGGGCUCAGCCUAGGAAUAGAGCAUUGCCACCGUCAUAUCGCCCCGCACCCGAUUACGAAACUGCGAUACAACAAAAGUAUCAACAGCAGAGAGCGGAGGCUCAACUUCGGUACCAGAAUCAUCACACGCACUCCCAACUUUUGAAUACCACUGCUCAGCCUCUUGUCUAUGGCUCCCACCCGGAUAUACAUCGCAUUCAUUACCCUGAUGUGACUAGGCACACUGUGCCGACCACCCAAGGUCCGACAACUGAGGAUUAUGCGUAUGGCCUUAAGUAUGUAGGUAACUAUCCGGUAGCUGUAAACCCCAAUGUCCAAACCGAUCACGCGUUACACUACGUUAACGUAUAUAAACCUCCCCCACCCUACCCUUCAAACGGCCUAGCCUCCAAUUCUACUCCAGACUUAGCCGUCGCUAGCCAAGCUCUUAACUACCACAGAGGUUACAUUAACUCUCACGUAUCCGGUUCUAGUCCUGAUCUAGUCUCUACGAGAACGGCCCUCAAUAGACAAUACCUUAGUUAUGUCACUCCUGGUCACGUCUUGAACUACGGUGGUCCAAACAUCCUCCCGGCAACGCAUGGGACAUACAACAAUCUUCCUUCAGUUUUAGAUCCUAAUUCUCAUAUUAUACUUGACCCUCACCACAUCUCUGACAAUAUACAAAAAGUAUACGACGAAAGAGGUAACAUAAUGUAUUCCAUGCCAAUGCGACGAAUAUCAUACCAAAGGCACAUUGUGCUACCCCAAAAGCUAAAUGAAACUCAAGAACCGAUCUACGAAAACGUUCCUCUACCCUGGCAGAGCGAACAAAAAAUACGAGAAAGAGCACAGAGCUUAACGACGACGGACGAAAUCAGCAGAUUAAACGAGAAAAAUAGCAGUUAUCCCGCUAUCAAUAACUACGGUCAUAUUAAUAAUGUCGAUUACGCACCCAAAAUCGACGACAGCCAUUACGUUAACGCACAAAUAAUAAAAGGCGUGCGAGAAUCUAGCAUGCCUAAAGAAUUAAACGUCUCUAGUCGAUCCAUCAACAGAGAGUUAGAUAACGGCCUGUCUAUUGAUGGACUAUCGAUAAAAACAGACGAAAAAGAUUACGAUGAAACCCCCUAUCAGAGUCUGUCGACGCAUAGAGUGUCAAAUAAUAAUACGAUUAGCAAAUCGAUGGAUAAUGUUACGUCGAUAAAUGUGCCCGACAUUAGAGUGGACACCUCUCAGACGGACAGUGCUCUAUCGAGUUCUAUAAUAAACUCGACCUACAGCACCAGCGUGGAGCUCGAUGCGAGUAAAUCUAGUAACAAGGAGAAAAAAAGGCGUAGGUGGGGAAUGUUUAUAGGACGCAGUAAUAAAACGGAAGUGAAAAGCGCUACUUUAGGUCGCGAUCGUGCAAAAACCGGUCAGCAGACUAACAAGCACCGCUGGUCAACUGGCUUGCCUAAGAGUCAACCACUUCCGCCGAGCAUUACCAAAGAAACGUUGUGCCAAUUACUAGAACGCAAGAUGUCGGAUGACCACUUGUCGUUCUCGUUCGAACAAGUCCCUAAAGGACGAGAGAUAGAAGGGGAAUACAAAACAGCCCUUUUAUCGCAAUAUUCGGCGUACAACAACGGGGACUCGCUGCCCUAUGAAGACAAUAGGGUACGGCUGCAUCCCACUUCCGAUAACCCUCACGGAUACAUCAACGCGUCACACGUUACAAUGACUGUGGGCAACUCGCAGCGCUUCUAUGUGGUAGCACAGUCUGGCGGUGUGGAACAAGCGGCCCUGCUGUGGGAAUGCGUCUGGCAGGUUGGCGCUAGGCUCCUGGCACUAGUCAAUACGGAACUACCUAAGUACUUGCCACCAGAACAUCAUGCCGCAGAUUAUGGACAGUUCCAAGUAUCCUGUGGAAAGUGGUCUCGUGCCCCUUGGGGCGGAUCAGUCCGCGUGCGCUUGCGUCGCGGGCCUCGCGCGAGGCACCUCUGGCACGUACACUACUCGCGAUGGCCAUUGCAUAUAGCCGCACCGGAGUCAGACGUAUCCGGAUUUAUAGAAUUCCUCUCGGAGCUGAACGGACUACGAUUAGCUUGCGAAGCGGAAGCUAACACAGAACAGCUGGCCGUGACGUCACGUAAUCCGCCGCUCGUAGUGACAUGCGCGCGCGCAACGGGUCGCAGCGGGACUGCUCUUGCCGCCGAUCUGUUGCUUCACGUUUUAGACACAAACCAGGAACUAGAUAUCCCUCGAACCAUUAGUCUACUGCAUCAACAGCGAGCGAACCUGAUAGAGAAUGUGCAUCAGUAUAGAUUUCUACACCAAGUAUUAUUACAAUAUCUGAAACAAUCUAGACUUAUAUAA
Leptosia nina is the source of this 3468-nucleotide messenger RNA. The record is from the annotation of a GenBank genome assembly. NCBI's taxonomy places the organism in Eukaryota, Metazoa, Arthropoda, Insecta, Lepidoptera, Pieridae.